Aplosporella prunicola CBS 121167 is the source of this 1350-nucleotide messenger RNA. RefSeq lists its product as uncharacterized. Gene Ontology annotation, cellular component: membrane. The transcript is spliced from 3 exons. Bases 1 to 1350 code for a protein of 449 amino acids. Gene Ontology annotation, biological process: regulation of peptide transport. The record is from RefSeq and is a predicted model, not a curated record. Lineage: Eukaryota; Fungi; Ascomycota; Dothideomycetes; Botryosphaeriales; Aplosporellaceae.
AUGGGGGCGAGUGAGAGCGAGGGCACGAAUGCUAGGUGGAGCGGCGCAAGGCCGAGCAGGAUGACGCAGGGCGUGCGGCACUCGGUGGGCAUCGCGCUGCUGCUCGUGACAGUGGUGCUAUGGACCGCGAGCAACUUUCUGGCGAGCACCAUCUUCGCAGACGACAGCUACUCGAAACCCUACUUCGUGACCUACGUCAAUACGGCCUUCUUCGUCAUCCCGCUGAUCCCGAUCCUGGCAAGGAAAGCGCGCGACGACCCCGCGCAACUGCACGAUUUCGCGCGCGCGGUGCAGCAGAAGCUGGGGCUGAGCGGGGCCGGCGCCGCGGCGUGGUACACGCGGGCCAAGGAGCGGGAGGAGACGGUUGCGGCCGAGGAGCGGGAGGCGUUUAUCGGGGAGGCGGGGCGGGACGACGCGACUGCGGAGGGGGGGCAGGUUGGUGGUGCUGGCGCCGAGGCCGAGGAGGAGGAGGGCCUCGACUUCAUGGCCACGGCGAAGCUGAGCAUCGAGUUUUGCUGCCUGUGGUUCUUGGCAAACUACUUCACCGCCGCGUGCCUGCACUACACGACGGUAGCCAGCAGCACGAUCCUCACAUCCACCAGCAGCAUCUGGACGCUACUGGCGGGCGCCUUCAUCGGCAUCGAGCGCUUCACGCUGCGCAAGCUUCUGGGGGUACUCGCCUCACUCCUCGGCAUCGUGCUCAUCAGCACCGUCGACAUCAGCGGCACAAACUCCGACGACGCCAACCGCGGCAGCUUCCCGUCCAAGACGCCAGGUGAGCUGGCAACGGGCGACGCGCUGGCCUUCCUCUCAGCCGUGCUGUACGGCUUCUACGCCGUGACGAUGAAGGCGCGCAUCGGCGACGAGCGGCGCGUCAGCAUGCCGCUGUUCUUCGGGCUCGUCGGGCUCUUCAACGUGCUCCUUCUCUGGCCGGGGCUGGUGGUGCUGCACGUUACGGGCAUCGAGACGUUCGCGAUGCCCCCCACCGGCAAGAUCUGGGCGAUCGUCCUGAUCAAUAGCACUAGCUCGCUGGUCAGCGAUUUCUGCUGGGCUUACGCUAUGCUGCUCACCAGUCCGCUGGUCGUCACGGUCGGCCUCAGCAUGACGAUCCCGUGUAGCUUGAUUGGCCAGGUCCUGAUUAAUGGCCAGACGGCGCAUUGGGCGUAUUGGGUGGGCGCGGCGGUGGUGGUGGGCAGUUUUGUGUUUGUGAAUCAUGAGGAGAAUAGGGAUGAGGAUGCGGAUGGGGAUGGGGAUGGGGGUAAGGCGGGGCAUGGGCAGGGGCUGGGGCGGGGGGACGCGCUUGGUGAGGGCAUUUUGGCGGGAGAGGCGAGGAGGGCGGGGGGCGAGUGA